ACACAAUAAGACCAUCGUGGAGCAGAAAAAUCGGUCAUUAACUCCACUUUCAACCCAAAAAUCCACCAAAAACUCCAUUUUCAAGAUGAAGGAGUGCAAAAAAUGCAAGUCUAAUGAAUAUACCAACAAGCAGCUCGUCAUGAUGAUCAAUGAAUGUGGCCACCCGCUUUGCAAAAACUGUGUGGACAACAUUUUCGCAUUGAAUUCUGGCAACUGUCACGUCUGCAACCGGGUCCUUCGAAAAAAUAAUUUCCGAGAACAAAUCUACGAGGAUCCACUUAUCGAUAAGGAGACUUUUCUCCGAAGAAAACUCAGAAAAAUCUAUAAUCUGAAACAGGAUGAUUUUGAGAAUCUUCGAGAGUUUGGAGACUAUCAGGAGAGAUUCGAGACAGUCGUCUACAACCUCGUAUUCGAGACAAACGUCAACGAGACAAAUGCCGAAAUUCAGGCGUUUGAGGAGAAGCACAAAGAGCAAAUCGAUCGGAACAAGCGAAGACUGGAUGACGAUCAGAAAUGGAUCGAAGACCAACUUCGUGAGGAGCGAGCGAUGAAGGCGAGAAUGACGGAUCAUAUGGAGAUGGACGCGAAAGAACAAGAAGCCGCCUCCGCAGUCACAGACACCCGGAAAAUUAUGGACGAACUUCGCGAUUCGAAUGUGGCGGCCGAAGUAAUUCUGGAUCGGGAACGUAAAAAGCAAAUCGAAAAGGAACUCGAGGAAAAGGAGGAACAGGAGAAACGAAAACGCCGAAAUAAGGAGAUGUUACAGACGAGAAAACGUGCCGCCGAGAAUAUGUCGUUUAAUACGGUCAUUCGUGUUGCCGGAAGGGCUUAUGUUCACCAGCCCCUCGAAUUGGUUAUCAAUGGUCCACCAAUGCCAAAUGUUUCGGAAAUCGAGGCUCUCGGCUAUCUGGCUCACAUUCGACAGCCCACUGCGGAAUACAUUGCCGGCGGCUACACUCCAAUGCUCGGAUGCUCACGUGCUCUUUUUGAGGCUCGAAUCGAUUUGUUUUCGUUCUAAAUUAUUGAUUUUUCGGAUAAUUUUUCGUUGAUUUCUGAGCAUUUUUGCUCUUUUUUGAGCCGUUUUUUCCCUGAAUUUUGGUCAUUUUUUGCUCAUUUUUGAACAUUUUUUGAUAGAUUGUUCGUCCAAUUUUUGUCCUUUUUGGUAGAUUUUUUGUUCAUUUUUUUUGCUCUUUUGUGAGCUUUUUCUUCUAUUUUUUUGCUCUUUUUUGAGCCUAUUUAACCUAAAUUUCGUCCAUUUUCUCUCAAUUUUUCCCCUAAUUUUUCCCUAGUUUCGGCCUUUUUCAGCUGAAUUUUAAGUUUUUUUCUCCCUAAUUUUUACCAUUUUUUGCUCAUUUUGGAGCAUUUUUCCCCCGAUUUUUGCUCAUUUGAGCCUAAUUUCCCCUAAUUCUGACCAUUUUUUUGUAGAUUUUCCGUCCAUUUUUUGCUCAUUUUCGAGCAUUUUUCUCCCAUUAUUUCCCUAUUUUUGGCCAGUUUCUCUCAAAUUUUGUGCUCUUUUUCCACCCAUUUUUUGGUAUUUUUUCUGAUUUUCUAGGCUUUUUUCUCAUAGAUUUUCCUCAUUUUUUACAAAUUAAACGAUUUUUCCGUCACUCAAAU
Molecule: messenger RNA, 1614 nt
Organism: Caenorhabditis elegans
Lineage: Eukaryota; Metazoa; Nematoda; Chromadorea; Rhabditida; Rhabditidae
Gene: mnat-1
Product: CDK-activating kinase assembly factor MAT1
Exons: 9
Coding region: 86-1018 (310 amino acids)
Biological process (GO): regulation of transcription by RNA polymerase II; nucleotide-excision repair
Cellular component (GO): nucleus; transcription factor TFIIH holo complex
Molecular function (GO): cyclin-dependent protein serine/threonine kinase activator activity
Source: RefSeq, marked reviewed